Molecule: messenger RNA, 1310 nt
Organism: Xylaria bambusicola
Lineage: Eukaryota; Fungi; Ascomycota; Sordariomycetes; Xylariales; Xylariaceae
Product: S-adenosyl-L-methionine-dependent methyltransferase
Exons: 1
Coding region: 389-1297 (302 amino acids)
Biological process (GO): methylation
Molecular function (GO): methyltransferase activity
Source: RefSeq, a predicted model, not a curated record
UGACUCGGCAUGCUCGGGGAGAAUACGUAGACUCGAGCUGACCGAACACAACGUAUAGGCCGCUUUGAAGUAAUUUUUCCUCGUCGGUUUUAUCUGGAGCUCACCGCUGCAUCCGUGUUGCAAGGGUCUUGACAGCACGGAUACUACCCUGGAUGCCAAAUGAUCCUAGGUUAUAGGGAUCGUCACAAGGGUUCCCGCGAACAGUACCCACGUCCAAUGACCCCAGAAUCCCACUCUGUCGACGUAUAGAGCAUGUUAUACACUCGUAUAGUAAACGAGGGCAGUAUAGGAAGCCCGAAUCCUGCUCAUUCCUGCCUGAGGAGCGAAAACGCCAACUUCUAGACUUGAUAGGCCCGGCUGAAUAUAUAUCUAGAUUGUUUUAAAUAUAAUGGCGUCGAGCGGCGAGCCCAAAGAUCUGGCCCAAGAUCUAAUUAGAGUGAAGCUGAGCCCAGUGGAAGAGACGAUGAUCCUGACUUUAUGGAGCCGUGCCCGCGACGCCGCUUCCCCAAACCCCAUAUUGGGCGACAUUCAUGCCCAGAAGAUUCUAGACCGCGUCGACGCCGAUAGCUUCAGCCCGACGCUGUUCCCCCGCGACCAUCGGUACCACAACUAUAUCACCGUACGCGCUAAACAGCUCGACGAGUGGUGCAAGGUCUUCCUCCAGGCACAUGCACACGAGCCUGUUACCGUGCUACAUCUAGCAUGCGGGCUUGACCUGCGGGCCAUGAGGUUACAGCCGUGGUGCGGCGAGAACGUGCACUGGAUCGACCUCGACAAGGCCGAGGUCGUAAACCUGCGCCGAAGGCUCCUCCCGGAUGCGAUCCCGGCGGAGGGAGGCGAGCAUAGGGAGUGGGAGUACCGGCUUAUAGGCGCUUCGGCGACCGACGAGAGUUGGAUCGAGGAGAUACCGCACGACCGUCCAUUGCUUGUCGUAGGCGAGGGCAUAUUCCCCUACCUAACACCACAAGAAGGCAUGGCACUCCUGCGGAGGCUGGUUAAGCGUGCUGUGUCGGGAUGUGUUGUAAUGGACAUCGUGGGCACAAUAUUAACGAGCUAUCAUUCCUUCAUGCCGCUGUUCCGGGGAACGAGUGUACGGAUGAAGUGGGGUGUGGACGACGGCGAGGAGGUUGCGAGGGCUCAUCCGCGUCUAUACCUCGCCGAGGCAGUACUUUUCCAGGAUCUGUUGCCUGGGAUGUUCGCCUCCGCCGCACCACCUUGUCUGGGUUUCUUCACUCCGGUGUUCUCCCUGCUUCCGUCUUGGAAGACAUAUGGACAGUUGCUGCGGCUAGAGUUCUAGUGCGCUCUUAUCG